Molecule: messenger RNA, 1086 nt
Organism: Fomitopsis serialis
Lineage: Eukaryota; Fungi; Basidiomycota; Agaricomycetes; Polyporales; Fomitopsidaceae
Exons: 4
Biological process (GO): RNA methylation; piRNA processing; siRNA processing
Cellular component (GO): cytoplasm; nucleus
Molecular function (GO): O-methyltransferase activity; RNA methyltransferase activity
Source: RefSeq, a predicted model, not a curated record
GAACUGACGGUGACUUUCCAGCCACCACUGUUCCUACAAAGACGAGGAUGGGUGUUCGAUGUGCUCCGCAGGGAAGGGGUCAGCGAGGUUCUCGACGUAGGAUGCGGUGAAGGAUCGCUCAUCUCGUGUCUAUGCAAUCCCGCACCAUGGCUCCCGCCACCACCGCGAUCGAUCCUCGACACUGUUACAGCCGAUGCUGCGCCAUUCGCUGCACGUCUGGACCAUCCUACAGAAGACUUCCUACACCCCUUGAAAGUCAUUGGCCUCGACAUCUCUACGACUGACUUGGAGUACGCGACGCAGGCCACAGAGCCGAGCGAUUGGCGCUUGCGCUGGGAGCCUCUAGAGGUGCAAAUCUGGGAAGGUGGUCUGGAGGUGGUCAACCCGGCAUUUGUCGGUGUGGAAUGCAUCGUCGCGACCGAGGUCAUUGAACACCUCCCAGAAGACGUACUUGAUCACUUCGCACCCGUCCUCCUCGGGGCAUACCAACCCCACCUCCUGCUCAUCACCACACCUUCCUUCACCUUCAACGCGCGCUUCACCGCGCCCGACGCUCCGCGUACCGCCCGCUCCGGCUACCCAGACCCCACCCAGCGGACCGAUCGCGUAUUCCGACACCACGACCACAAGUUCGAGUGGACGCCCGAGGAAUUUGCUGAAUGGUGCGCGGUCGUGGCGGAGACAUGGGGAUACGAUGUCGAGGUGGGCGGCGUCGGCAGGGCUGCGGAGAAGGACGAAUGGGGACGGGAUGAGGCGCUUGGGUAUGCGAGCCAAGUCGCCGCUUUCACGCGACGAGAUGGCGAAGGGUGGGAUGAGAAGAGGAGGAUGCGCUUCCAGCAAAUGUGGGAGGUCCAAGGCUGUGGAGAAGGUCAGCACAGACUCCUGGCCACUCACCAGCAUCUCGCGCAUGAGAAGGCUUGCCAGCCGUUGCCGCUGCACGAGAGAGGCGAGAUCAUCAAGCGCACGAUGAUAGACUCCCGCAGCAACCUAAUCCAGCUCGGAGACCUGUGGUGGGAGGAGAGCGUCGCGGUGGCUUGCGGGGGAUGGAUGGAACUCAUGGUCGAUGCCAUCGCGCAACACGCUGAC